AUGUCUUAUGAGGCCACUAAAUACAGCUUGUUUGGUAAAUCGUUGGAAAAUCCGUUAAGAUACCUCACAGCUGCCCUUACGCUAGGCUUUCUAGUGGUUUACAGGAAUACCCUUCAUACUAAUGGUAUACAAAAAGGCAAUCCAAUUUAUGUUUUUAGAGUUGUGUUGUUUGGAUUGAUAACGGCAUAUCUAGGACACUUGGGCUCUACUGAACGUCAGGCUAAACUUAUACCGGUCUUUGUUAGCCUGGCUGCAAUCUUUCCACACCAGUUGGUUGAAAGCUCCAUAACUAGAAAGUCCCAUGUGUUGCUUGGUUUUUAUUGGUCUUUUGAGGCCAUUGAGACCUUGAAGUAUCCAAUUCCUAUUUUGCCAAAGAUUCUACUACUGCUGGGUCAAAUCACUCUAGGAGUGCUCGAGAUAGUCCUCUUGAGUCGACAUAGAUCCUUCACUUCCGCCUUCGAGACCGCUUCGUCUGUCUACUCCAAUAUAUCGUUUUCAUGGCUCAAUCCGGCAAUUGAAAGUAUCUACAAGAACGGUUUUGUCAGGCUUGAAGACUUGCCUGAGGACGCCAUUUCCCAGAAAGCAAAUUACGAUACCGAGUUUCAAAAGCAGCUAGCUUUGGUUACUGCCCUUGCAAAGGCUUUCUACCCUUUGGCAGCCCGGGCUGUUGCUUUUCACUUUCUUUUUCGUGCUUCAGAGUUUGUCAAGCCUUACCUUCUCAAAAACCUCAUUAGAUUCAUUGACAGGAGGUAUGUUGGAGCCGAGCCAGACACGAAGCCUGGUCUUAUUAUUGCCUUGGAGCUCUUUAUUUCCAUUCUUGCAAUGACCGAGUUUACCACUUGGUCAAGUUCUGCGUCAACUAGGUUCUCUAAUGCCGUUUGCACGUCAUUACGGUCAGUCAUCUAUAGAAAGACCCUAAAGCUUUCUAGACUGGCCAGGGAAAAGUAUCCCCAGGGGAAAAUCCAUAACCUUGUGUAUUCAGACAUGGCUGCCAUAAGGAAAGCUUCGUCUAACCUCAAUUCUAUCCUUGCAACCCCAUUUCGGCUUCUCAGCUGCCUACUUCUCUUACGUGGGCUUGUGGGAUGGUCUACUGUUGGAGGACUUAUCAUUUUGACCAUUUCCAUUCCUUUGAAUACUUAUGUUAUCAGCUGUAUCACAGUCUACAUGAAGAAGAGUAGGGCUGUGAAGGAUAAACGAGGUCAGGCCGUCAUUGACUUAUUCUCUUCGAUGAAGCUUAUAAAACUUUAUGCAUGGGAGGAUUUUAUGGUGAAAAAGCUCUUCAAAAUCAGAAACGACCAAGAGAUACCUGCUGUAACUGGGAUCAGAACAUGGAAUUCUAUUAUGAACUUUAUUUCACCAUUUCUGACGUUCUUAGCGUCGUUUGUCAUUCUAGCAUGGUAUAGUCUUGUUUCCAAAAAGGCAUUGACUUCUGAUAUCAUGUUUACUGCCAUUCAUCUACUCCAGAUGUUGCCAAGCUUGAUAUUGAAUAUUCCACAGCAUAUCACAUUCACCCAGAAUGCCAGACUAGCACUAGGAAAGGUUUCUGAGUUUCUUCAAGCUGAAGAGAUUGCUGAUAUUGUUCUGGAGGAUCCUUCCCAGCCUGACAUUGCAGUAAAGGUCCCUGGUCUAUCAUUUUCCUGGACAGCCCCAGACAACCAGGAAAAGACAAAACAAGCUCUCCACGAUAUCCAUUUAGAAGUGAAAAAGGGAGAAUUUAUAUCGCUUGUGGGAACAGUCGGGGCAGGCAAGUCGGCUCUUCUAUCUGCUAUUCUUGGUGACCUCUAUGUGUCAGCUGGCAAAGGACCAAUAACAGUAAAUGGACUGGUGGCCUAUGUCAGUCAGACGCCUUGGAUCACCAACACAACACUCCGAGAGAACAUACUUUUUGGACAUGAGUAUAAUACAGAGGCUUUCAAUAAGGUGGUUAUAGCUUGUCAGCUCAGCGUCGAUAUAGAAAAGCUUACCCAGAAAGACCUUACAUUGGUUGGUGAAAAAGGCCUCUCUCUUUCUGGAGGCCAAAAAGCACGGAUUGCUUUAGCACGAGCAGUAUACUCAGGAGCUGAAGUCCUUAUUAUUGAUGAUGUUUUAAGCGCUGUGGAUAACCAUGUGGGUAGUAGUCUUGUCAGGGAAGUGUUCAGCAAAAAGGGCAUUUUGGCUGGCAGAACAGUGUUACUAGCUACAAACAACUCGACAGUUUUGGCUCAUUCAGAUCGGGUUUAUUUAAUUGAAGAUGGCCGUUUGGUUGAAAAGGCAAGUUAUAAGGAUGUGGUUGAGGCUCCAGGUCGUUUACAGAAACUCAAGGCAUACUUCAGUACCCACAGUGAUAUUCCACCAACAGAUACUGGUUCUAAUUUCAGAAGCUUCGUAUUUGAUAGCAAACUUGCUGAGUUUACGCUUGAUCCUCUAAAGACCCAACUUACCAAACGGUCAGAACUACCUGUCGAAAAGACAUCAAAAGGUGGUAUCCUGAGAGAAGUCUACAUUGGGUAUGCAAAAGCAUGUUCUGUACCAUUUGUCGUAUUUCUAGCUGUUUUAUCCAUUUUGACAGAGUUGUUCUCGGUUGGAACGAAACUCUGGCUAGACUUAUGGUCUCAUAAAGCACCACUGGGAGAGAACAAGGCAGUGCUCUACUACGUUCUUGGCUACGCUUUAAUCGGCUCUUCUGGUGAAUUGGUUAAAUUUGCCAGAGGCUGGUUUAUCAAAACAAAAAUUGGUUUGGGCAGCGGAAAGAGUUUAUUCGAGAACAUGACCUCUGGUUUGGUUAACUCACCUAUGGUGUUUUUCGAUAAAACGCCUUUGGGCAGAAUCACAGCCAGGUAUACCAUAGAUAUCGAUAAAAUCGAAGGUGUUCUUCCUGUUAAGAUACUACGGUUUAUUACCAACUCUCUGGAAGCGGCAGUUACAGCUAUAGUGUUGGUAUACAGCUCGCCAGCUCUUUUCCCUGUUCUAGCAGUGGCUGUUAUUCCUUAUAAGUAUGCUCAAGCAAGGUACCUUGCCAGUCUGAGAGAGUUUGGCAGGUUCACUUCGGCUUCCUCAGCUCCAAUUCUCUCCCACUACCAAGAAACAGCUCUUGGGCUUGAUUCCAUAAGAGCAUACAAACAAGAAGACCGGUUUACCAAGAUAUUGCAUGCCAAUAUGAACUUCGAGCUUCAGGCAGACUACUUAUCGUAUGCAGCUGGAAGAUGGCUUAUUGCAAGGCUUCAGGCUUUGGUAGCUGUGAUUGUGCUACUUAUUUCCGUAUACUUCGUCUUGAUGAGUGGUGUAAAUGGAGUAACUGGUGGAACUGUUGGUUUUGCAAUGGGGUAUGCUUUCAGUAUAACCAUGACACUAAAGUCGCUUGUGAGUUCUUCUACUGGCAUUGACACAGACUUUAUUGCUGUUGAAAGGUGCUUGGAGUAUUCCAAGAUUGUAACUGAGGAACUGAGUACUACCUUAACUAGCACUUCAUCAGAUUGGUCCUCCAACGGAUCGAUCGUUUUCGAGAACUAUUCAGCUACUUACGAAAAUGAUUCUGAGCCAGUUCUCAAAGAAGUAAGCCUUUCUAUUAAAGCUGGAGAGAAGGUGGGUGUUGUUGGACGAACAGGAGCCGGAAAGAGUUCCUUAUUGCUUGCACUCUUCCGUAUGAUAAAGCCUAUCGGUGGUUCAAUAACCAUUGGCGGUGUAAAUACGCAGAGCUUGAAACUACACGAUCUUAGAAGCCAUUUGGGUAUUAUUCCCCAAGAUUCAUUUCUAUUCCAGGGCUCGAUUAGGGAAAACCUUGACCCUUUUGGUGAACAUCUGGAUGAUCAGAUCUGGCAAGCUUUGGAAGAUGCAAAGAUGAAAACAGCAGUGGAAGCUCUUGAUAGUGGUUUGGAAAGCAAGGUGGGUACAGAUGGCUCUAACCUUUCUGGUGGACAGAAACAGCUUCUAUGUUUGGCGAGAGCACUCCUCAAGAGCUCCAGUUUUCUUUUUAUGGAUGAAGCAACAGCUUCUGUGGACUCACAAACUGAUGAACUCAUUCAAGAGGUUCUCAGGGAAAAGACGAGGAACAAGACGGUGAUAACUAUUGCCCAUAGAACCAGCACCGUAUUAAAGUAUGACAAGAUUUUGGCUUUGGAAGAUGGACGAGUGGUUGAGUUUGAUACUCCAGAAGCCUUGUUGAACAACCCCCACAGUCUAUUCCACAGUUUGGUCAAAGCCGGUGUUUAA
Candidozyma haemuli is the source of this 4188-nucleotide messenger RNA. RefSeq lists its product as uncharacterized. The transcript is spliced from 2 exons. Gene Ontology annotation, biological process: transmembrane transport. The record is from RefSeq and is a predicted model, not a curated record. NCBI's taxonomy places the organism in Eukaryota, Fungi, Ascomycota, Pichiomycetes, Serinales, Metschnikowiaceae. Gene Ontology annotation, molecular function: ATP binding; ABC-type transporter activity; ATP hydrolysis activity. Gene Ontology annotation, cellular component: membrane. The coding region runs from base 1 to 4188 and encodes 1395 amino acids.